AUGAAGGCAGCUAGGAUGAGUGUUUGUGUGGUGCUUGUGCUUCUCACAGUUACAGCCGGUGUACAGAGUGGAUACGAGUCUUCGCUGUCUGGCACCUGUGAUCUCUCUGACCUGUACGGCAUGGCCGCGGUCUGCGAAACAGACUUUAUAUGUCACAGUCAGCAGUAUGACUGCAGUUCCCGAUAUGAGACCCUGCUGUACUGUGUGACCGGGAUCGUGUGGAACUGUUUCCGAGGGAUGAUGACAGAUGAAGAACUCGUCGUCAAGGCAGCUACUGUACAGAUGAUGUUCAAGACAUCAAGAAGCCAAGAAUUCUACUGCAGUGGAAGGAUAUGGACUCAUCUAGACGUGGGCAGGUACCUUGCUGAACAUGACGGGGCGUGUACGCCUGCCUUCUAUGAUGAGAAGGACGAAUGCUUCUCUUCGGUGUCUCCAACUUUAAACAGUGGACAGUUCCUAGAUCCUCUCCUUUGCAGUAACUACAGCGUCGCUCUGGAGUGCACGAGGGAAGCCAUGCGGAAGAACUGCAGAUUUCCCGGGGAGAAACGUAACGUGUCCGUCGGCCACAAUCCGUUCUGUGACUGUGAGGACGUGUUGUCUACAACUGUGAACAGCGACAGUUUCACAACCAAGCCCAACAUGCUCCCCACUGAUGCAUCCACAGAUGUCACAACCACUGAAGCCUUGGAUAAUAAGACUUUGAUAAUGCAAACGUACGAACCGCCUUUGGACAAUCCUAUAGAAAGGGUGGAGGAUAUAGACAAGGAUUCAGUGAGCAACAAGGCACAUAACUUAUUGGCUUUGUCAAUGGUCUGCAUAGCUGUAGUGAUAUCAGUCACUCUGCUAUUGAUUCAUAUCAGCUAGAUGACACCUUGUGAUGUUACAACUAUUUUAUUUUCAGACAUCAACUCUUUUAAGGGUUUGAAUUGUGUGGAAUACAAAGUGUAUUCAGAAGUUUGUUAUUCCUAUCUUAUAUACAUGGUAAAAAUGUUACACUGCACAACGAAAUGUAUACCAUUCUACAAAUAUAUUAUGUAAACAUAUUGAUCUUAAAAAUAUUCUUGCAAUCAAGAUAUGUU
This is a messenger RNA of Branchiostoma belcheri (Belcher's lancelet), 1079 nucleotides long. RefSeq lists its product as uncharacterized. Lineage: Eukaryota; Metazoa; Chordata; Leptocardii; Amphioxiformes; Branchiostomatidae. The coding region runs from base 1 to 864 and encodes 287 amino acids. The record is from RefSeq and is a predicted model, not a curated record. The transcript is spliced from 5 exons.